Messenger RNA from Solanum verrucosum, 837 nucleotides. RefSeq lists its product as uncharacterized. NCBI's taxonomy places the organism in Eukaryota, Viridiplantae, Streptophyta, Magnoliopsida, Solanales, Solanaceae. The record is from RefSeq and is a predicted model, not a curated record. The transcript is spliced from 3 exons. Bases 1 to 837 code for a protein of 278 amino acids.
AUGUCCUCUGAUGUGGAAAAAGUGGUAGAAAUAGAUGAGGAUGAGAUUGAGGUUACUGGAGAGACGAAGCAUGCCGUAGAAAAGGAGGCUGAGUUGACCCAGAAAGUUGUUCCCAUGCCUAGACCUCCACCUCCUUUCCCACAGAGGCUAGUACAGAAGACUACAGAAGGAAAAUGCCACAGGUUCAUUACUAUGUUGAAACAACUUCCCAUCAAUGUCCUAUUGAUGUUGGAGCAAAUGCCUGGUGCCAUUUCUACGAGGUCAUUCGUGCAAAAGAAAGAGCAUAAUGGAGCUUUCACUAUUCCUUGGACCAUCAGUAAGAUGCACUUUGCGAGAGCUUUAUGUGAUUUGGGUGACAACAUUAAUUUGAUGCCAUUGUUGAUUUAUAAGAAGAUGGGUUUAGGAGCUCCAAAACCAAUUGCGAUGUGUUUACUUAUGGCUGAUAGGACUGUGAAAAAUCCCAUUGGAGUGCUUCAAGAUGUCCUUGUGAAAGUGGAGUCAUUCAUUUUUUCGGCAAACUUUGUGAUACUUGAUUGCGAGGUAAACUUUGAGGUCCCCAUCAUAUUAGGGAGACCAUUCCUUGCUACUGAGCGUGCCUUAGUCAAUAUGGAGAGAGGGCAGAUGAAGCUUCGACUGAAUAAGAAGGAGGUGACCUUUAACAUCUAUAAGUCUACGAAGCAGGAAAGUGAUCUUAAACCGGUAUCUAUGAUAGGUGUUGGCCCAUCUGGCAGUGUGAGCACUACUGAGGGUGCUGGGAUAGUUGAUGAGAGCGCUAUUGAUGGCGUUCCUAGAGUUGAUCAUGCGGGCUCCGGGAAACCGAACCCACCCGCUUCUUGA